Molecule: messenger RNA, 1390 nt
Organism: Pseudogymnoascus verrucosus
Lineage: Eukaryota; Fungi; Ascomycota; Leotiomycetes; Thelebolales; Thelebolaceae
Exons: 2
Coding region: 232-885 (217 amino acids)
Source: RefSeq, a predicted model, not a curated record
AUUCAGGCGAAAGUCGAACUCCUUGGCCCCACGAACGAAAAUAAAUAAAUACCUUGGCGCGCAGGAUCCCGCGUGAAGAUCUCUUCUUGUACUCUUCAGUAUACUUAUAAGAUCGGAGAACUAUUGCACCAUAUACUGCAAUUGAAAUUUAUGUAUUUAACAUAGAAUUCAAUCACAUAUCUGAUUAUCAUAUUCAAAGGACCCGGUUAAUACUCACUCACAAUCGUAAACAUGGCGAACGAAGACAACGAGAAGAAGAGACAGCUCGUGGAGCAAGGCUAUGACAAAAUCGCCCAAACCUACCUUGACUGGACGACUACGAAGAAGACGCCCCGUCUCGCAUACACAGAGAAGAUGCUAUCAAAGAUGGACGCACCAUCAGAUGCUACCGUCCUCGAAUUGGGAUGUGGUGCCGGCGUCCCAGGCACACAGCUCCUCUCCUCCCGCUGCGCCAAGGUCAUCGCCAACGAUAUUUCAAAGGCCCAAAUCGAGCUCGCCAAGACUCGUGUCAAGGGUAACGUUGAUUUUCGGCACGGAGAUAUGACGAAGCUUGAAUUUGAGGCCGCUAGCCUUGAUGCCGUCGUCGCAUUUUAUUCCAUAUUUCACCUGCCGAGGGACGAGCAACCAGUGCUGUUCAAGAAGAUCUAUUCGUGGAUGAAACCUGGAAGCCACUUGCUGUGUAACCUUGCGGCGACUGAUAUUCCUGGAUCGACGGCAGAGAACUGGUUGGGUUCUAGCAUGUACUGGAGCAGCUACGGCGUCGAGACUAAUCUGAGACUGCUUCGGGAGGCCGGGUUUGCUGUUACGGAACAUGAGAUCUUGGAGGAUGAUGAAGACGGAAAGAUUAUUCCAUUUCUUUGGAUUCUAGCCGAGAAGAUCAAAUAAACGACAGGCAUGUAUGAAACGGGGCCUCUGGAUUUAAGCUGGACUACAUGUUGUGUGGGAAUGACUUGGGAGAGUGGGCUACAGGUCUAUGCUACAGGCUCAAAAAAGCGAUAAAUUAUACCAAGCUAUCAGUUUUUGAUCUAAGUGAUCUAAUUCUUGAUGAAAAUAGAGCCCAUGGAUAGCACACCAUAGUAACAGCAUCCGUCACUGCAAAAUACCUGUAAUCAAUAUAAUACUCCUUGAGAAGCUCAUUUAGCUACCAGGACACCUCUGUACCUGAUAGAGCCACUCUUCAUCUUCUCAACCGCCUUCCCAAUUCCCUCUUCCGAGAGGUCAAAUUUCUCAAUAGCUGGCGUGAUCCUGUGAUGGGCAGCAAACUUUAACAUAUCAUUAUGAACUCCACGUGACGCAACGAGAUGAGACUCGAUAUCAUAACCGUUCGUCAACAGUUUACCAGCACUGUGUCUAAGAUUAGUAUGGAUAGAAACUGAAGGGCAAAUUACAG